Messenger RNA from Cutaneotrichosporon cavernicola, 1791 nucleotides. RefSeq lists its product as uncharacterized. The transcript is spliced from 6 exons. Lineage: Eukaryota; Fungi; Basidiomycota; Tremellomycetes; Trichosporonales; Trichosporonaceae. The coding region runs from base 1 to 1791 and encodes 596 amino acids. Gene Ontology annotation, molecular function: transmembrane transporter activity. Gene Ontology annotation, cellular component: membrane. The record is from RefSeq and is a predicted model, not a curated record. Gene Ontology annotation, biological process: transmembrane transport.
AUGACAGCUCCAGCGCCAACACUGGCUGUACAGGCUACCUUACGCCGCGACAGCUCGGAAGAAGCGUCGCCGUCGCUCGGUACGCCCAACAUGACCAACGACAGCAAAGAAAAGGUCGCGCUCAGCGAGGUACCAGAACCCCCUGUUGCUCUUCUGCGCGCCGCUCCAGGUCAAGGACAGCCCAUGCAACCUGGUGGGCCAGGAGCACCGCUUCCAGUCGAGCUACCACUCUCUCGUCGCGUUCUUCUCGUCGCCAUCACAAUGUUCGUCAUCGUCCUCGGCGCUGGUGGACAACAGGGCCUGAACAUUGCCCUGCCCAGUAUGCAAAAGGACUUGAACAUUGCCCAGAACGACUUGCAGUGGAUUUCCUCCGCGUAUGGCCUGGCGUCAGGAUGUCUCGUACCUCUCUCAGGCCGCAUUGCCGAUGUCUACGGCCGAAAACUCUGCUUCAUCAUCGGUGUCGGGUGGUAUUCCGUCUUCAACCUCAUCGGCUCAUUCCUCAAUCACCGAAUCGCUGUCAUCGUCACCCGCGCCCUCACUGGCAUGGGUGCCUCCUUGAGUGCUCCCUCGGCCUUUGGCCUGAUUGCAGCCAACAUUCAUGGCAAGAACCGGGCCACUGCAUUUGCAAUCUUCAGCGCAGGUGCUCCUCUAGGUGCAGGUGCCGGUAUGAUCCUCGGAGGUGUGUUCACCGCCUACACUGAGCCUGGUUGGCGCGCCGUGAUGUGGUUUUUCGCUGGCCUCGGCUUCCUCGCCACAGUACUGGCGUUUGUUUUCGUGCCAAAGGACAGGCUCAAUCCAGGCGCCGACAAGCGUAUCGACAUCCCGGGCGCGAUUCUCGUCACCGCAGGUCUGGUGCUGUUUCAGUUCAGCAUCUCGUAUGGAUCCAGUGCAGCCAAAGGCUGGAGGACGCCUUACAUUCCCGCUCUUUUCUCAGUGUCCGUGAUCCUCCUCGCUACGUUCUUCUUCUGGGAGUACCACGUCCAGCACCACACGAACCGCCCGCCACUCAUCAGCCUGGCACUCUUCACGCGCGCAAAGGGCCGCCUCGCCGCCAUGUAUCUCGUCGGAUUCAUCGCAAUGGCAGGAUUCGUCAGCAUCAUCUUCAACGCCACUCUCUUCUACCAGCAGGUCCAGGGCGUUAGCCCCAUGACUGCAGCUCUCCGGUUCCUCCCCUGCACUGUGUCUGGCCUGAUUGCCACGCUGUCGCUCUCCAAACUUAUCCACAUUGUCCCAGGCCGAAUCAUCAUCUGCACUGGGUUCCUGUGCACUGGUAUAGCAGCUGUUUUCCUGGCCGUUUCGAAGAGAGACCAGCUCUACUGGACAUUCCCGUUCAACGCCAUGUGGCUGGUGAUCCUGGGCGUUGAUUUCCUGAUGGCAACCGGCGCUGCUUUCGUCUCGCGAUUUGCUCUUCCGCAGGAGCAGAGUGUUGCUGGAGCGCUAUUCCAGACCCUUGUUCAGCUCGGUGGCGCACUUGGCCUCGCCCUCACGUCAGUCAUGGCCACUACAGAACGCCAGAAGGCGCUUGCCAAGGGGAUGGAUUACAUCGACGCGUUACACAAGGGCCUUUCCGCGUCAUUCUGGCUCAGCGCCGCCCUGAAUUUUACCGUCUGCAUUAUCGCUCUUAUCAUCCUCCGUGGCUUGGGUAUUGUUGGCGGCCACGGAAAAGGCGGCAAGCCAGGAGCUGCACCAAAACCGCCGAGCGAGCCAACGUCGGCUGCGACGUCCGACGACGACAAGGACAAGGAGACGGAGAUUGACGAGGAGCGCAAGGAGCGCAAGGAGGAGGUCUAG